AUGUGGCAACGUUUUCAUUCGAAGGGACAGAUUAGUAAUAAUAUCUGUUACAGUCGCCCACACAAAUUUUAUAUACUGAGCUGUGGUCUUCGAAUUCGAUUCUUCUCUUCAAUCAAGAAACGGAAGUUAGGGUUUUGUUCAUUUAAUUCAUCUCAGUUUGCUACUUCUUUGGAUUGGUUUGAGUUGACAGUUCUUCAUUUACUCGAUACAGGCUCAUAG
Messenger RNA from Lactuca virosa, 219 nucleotides. Lineage: Eukaryota; Viridiplantae; Streptophyta; Magnoliopsida; Asterales; Asteraceae. The record is from the annotation of a GenBank genome assembly.